AUGGAUUCCCAGGAGAUCAAAGAGCUGCAGCAAGAAGUGAUGGAGGAGCUGGGAAUCUCCAUGGAGGAGCUCCAGGAUAUCAUCGACAAAGAGCUGGAGAAGUUUGAGUGCGUGAAGCAGAGGAAGCAGCAGCUGGAGGAGCUGGAGAAGUGCGUGAAGCAGAAGGAAGAAGAGGUGGCUCGCGUUGACCGGCUCUUUGACGACGCUACGAGAGCCAUUGAUAAAUGCGAGAUACUGGUGAAGGAUCUGUACUCCAAGCUGGGCCUGCAGUACCGCGAGAGCAGCUCUGAGGACGAGGACUUGGCCGCCAAGGCCACGGAAGUGAUUGAGAUCCCGGAUGAGGACGACGAUGACGUCAUGAGUAUCGAUUCGGGCUGGAAGCACGGCAGUAGUAGUCCCAGAAUCGCGAAGGAUCAGACUCUGCUGCGGGAAGCCAUGGCUGCGAUGAGGAAGUCUGCCCUGGAUGUUCAGAGGUUUAUGGAUGCCGUGAACAAGAAAACAAAUGCCCAGGAUGCCCAAAAAGGUGCACAGACCCCUCAGGAAACUCCUGGCACUGUCCAGCCCGCUGGCCCUGCGGCGGCUGGGAGUGAUCUCAGCAGUGACGGUGACCUGAACGUUGGCAUGAGGAUCCUGGGAAAAAAGAGAACCAAAACGUGGCACAAAGGAACGCUGAUUGCAAUCCAGACGGUCGGUGCUGGGAAGAAGUACAAAGUGAAAUUUGACAAUAAAGGGAAGAGUUUGCUCUCUGGCAAUCACAUCGCUUACGACUAUCACCCCUCGCCUGAGAAGCACUACGUUGGCAGCAGGGUUGUGGCGAAGUACAAAGAUGGGAAUCAGGUUUGGCUGUAUGCUGGCAUUGUGGCUGAAACCCCAAACGUGAAGAAUAAAGACAGGUUCCUGAUCUUCUUUGACGAUGGCUACGCUUCGUAUGUCAAGGAGUGGGAGCUGUACCCAAUCUGCAGGCCACUGAAAAAGACCUGGGAAGACAUAGAGGAUGUUUCCUGUCGCGAUUUCAUCGAGGAGUACAUCACGGCCUACCCCAACCGUCCCAUGGUGCUGCUGAAGAACGGCCAGCUGAUCAAAACGGAGUGGGAAGGGACCUGGUGGAAAUCCAGAGUGGAAGAAGUGGACGGCAGUCUGGUCAAAAUCCUUUUCCUGGAUGACAAACGCUGUGAGUGGAUUUACCGGGGUUCCACGCGCCUCGAGCCCAUGUUCAGCAUGAAAACUUCCACAGCCUCCACCCAAGAGAAGAAGCAAAGUGGACAAGCACGGACUCGUCCCAAUGUCGGUGCUGUCAGGAGCAAAGGGCCUGUAGCCACGGAGUUUUAGGGGGGAGCGGUUCCCCAGAAAAAGCCUCUAGAGCAGAUGCAGGCAGGCUGCCUGGCUGCACGGUCCGCUUCUCCGCAGCUUGCUGAGAUGGAAUGCUCCGACAGCCAGCUGGCCCAGUCCAGAAAGCAAGUGGCCAAGAAAAGCACUUCCUUCCGUCCUGGCUCCGUGGGCUCUGGGCAGUCGUCACCUUCCUCGCCCGUCCUAAGCGAUACCCCCGCGGCGGGAAGGACCGGGGCGUCCCAGCAGCAUCGGCUCUCCAGCGGCCCGGCCGGCAGUGCCACGGCGCAGGCCUUCCACGGCAUGAUGGACCGCGUGCCCAACGAGCCCUCGUACCGCGCCCCGCUGGAGAAGCUCUUCUACCUGCCACACGUCUGCAGCUACACCCCCUGCCUGUCCCGCGUCCGUCCCAUCCGCAGCGAUCAGUACCGCAGCAAGAACCCCCUGCUCAUCCCGCUGCUCUACGACUUCCGACGGAUGACGGCCCGCCGACGGAUCAACCGCAAGAUGGGCUUCCACGUCCUCUACAAGACGCCGUGCGGGCUGUGCCUGCGAACCAUGCAGGAGAUCGAACGCUACCUCUUUGAGACAGACUGCGACUUCCUUUUCCUGGAGAUGUUCUGCCUGGACCCGUACGUGCUGGUCGAUCGCAAGUUCCAGCCCUACAAACCCUACUACUACAUCGCAGACAUCACCAAGGGCAGGGAGGACGUGCCGCUGUCCUGCGUCAACGAGAUCGACAACACGCCGCCUCCGCAGGUGGCCUACAGCAAAGAACGCAUCCCCGGCAAAGGGGUGUACAUCAACACCAGCUGGGAGUUCCUCGUGGGCUGCGACUGCAAAGACGGCUGCAGAGACAAAUCGAAAUGUGCCUGUCACCAGCUGACGGUCCAGGCGACCGGCUGCACCCCGGGUGGGCAGAUCAACCCCAACUCCGGAUACCAGCACAAGAGGCUGGAAGAAUGCCUCCCGACAGGAGUUUACGAGUGCAACAAGAGGUGCAAGUGCAACAUCAACAUGUGCACCAAUCGCUUGGUCCAGCACGGGCUCCAAGUCCGACUGCAGUUAUUCAAGACGCAGAACAAAGGCUGGGGCAUUCGCUGCCUGGAUGAUAUUGCUAAAGGCUCCUUUGUCUGCAUCUACGCAGGGAAAAUCCUCACGGAUGACUUUGCCGACAAAGAGGGGUUAGAGAUGGGCGACGAGUAUUUUGCUAACCUGGAUCACAUUGAGAGCGUGGAGAACUUCAAGGAGGGCUACGAGAGCGACGCAAAAUGCUCUUCUGACAGCAGCGGGGUGGACCUCAAGGACGAAGAGGAGGAGAACACAGGCACCGAGGAGCAGGAGGAGUCCAACGAGGACAGCUCUGAUGACAACUUCUGCAAGGACGAGGACUUCAGCACCAGCUCGGUGUGGCGCAGCUAUGCCACGCGACGGCAGACCCGGGGCCAGAAGGAGAACGGGCUGUCGGAGACAGCCUCCAAGGACUCGGGGCUCACCCGGCAGAUCAGCCACGACGAGACGGCGGUGGCUGCCUCCUGUAAGCUGCCGGUGUCCGAGGAGACCUCCAAGAACAAAGUGGCCUCGUGGCUGAGCUCCAACAGCAUGUCUGACGGCUUCCAGGACAACGACAGCGCCUCCUCCUUCAAGAUGAGCGAAGGCAGCGACGCCAAGGCCAGCAAAACGGAGCUGCCUGGAGAGCGAGAGAAGGCCUCCGCUUCCGCCCUGGGCGACGCGGACGGAGAGUCAAAGGCGCCGAAGAAAGAUGUAAGGGAGGGCCCUCCCGUCACAGCGUCCCCUUCAAAAGGGCUCCCAGAGCACGGGCGGCCUCUGCUGAGAGAGCAGAGAGCUCCUGGGGGAAAAGGGAGCCCGGGGCCGGACGGAGCGAUGCUCUGCGCCGAGCCCGGCUGCGCUCCGGAGCUGCUACCGCCUUUCCGCAGAACCACGCGCCAGUUCUACGACGGAGAGGAGUCCUGUUACAUCAUCGACGCCAAGCUGGAGGGGAACCUGGGCCGCUACCUCAAC
This is a messenger RNA of Opisthocomus hoazin, 3348 nucleotides long. The record is from RefSeq and is a predicted model, not a curated record. Lineage: Eukaryota; Metazoa; Chordata; Aves; Opisthocomiformes; Opisthocomidae.